UUCUCAAUGCUUCUGGGUGUGUCAUCCAGGCAAAGGUCAUGACCUGUGUGUGUCAGCCAGGGGGUUCCCUUACCUCUCAUAGGCUGGCUUAACACUGAGGAGUAUUCCCUCACUAAAUCAGUGUUGAGGUCCUCAGUGAACACCACCAUCAGGAUGCAUGUCGGAAACCACAACACUACUGUGGAAUGUGUCAGCACAAAUGAAGUGGGCAGAGUGAGAGAGAAGCUGCAAGUCACCCAAAAAGAGAGCCAAGGAAAGCAAGGAGAGGAAGUAUUUAAAGACAUAUGGGCUCUGCUGUCGGACCUAAAACUGAUUGCUGCAUUUGUGAUUGGUGCAGCCUUCUCAGCCACCAUCUGUUGUAUCAUCCUGUGUUUGACAGGGAAAUGUAAAAGAUGCAAAGGGAGGAUCCCAAAGGACUCAGACUCCAAAAGCGCAUUAACGAAACUGGAGAUGGUGGCAUGUGAAGACCAACAGACGAAUUCAGGACAGGCUGUACGGGGCGAACAGACCCCUCUGCAGGUGGUGCUGAUGGAGGGAGCUGAAAACACAGGACCCCAGACCAGUGGAGCUGCAGGAAACUCUGCCAAAGGGGAAGAACCUCAAGAUGUGCACUACGCCACUAUCAACUACUCCCAACUGAAGAAGACUCCUGAGGAGGCAGAGAAGAAGACCACCACCUCAGAGUCAGAGUACGCCAAAAUCAAACGAGAGAAUAAGAAAGAAGGGUAUGAAGGUGGAGGAGAGGGGAGUGGAGUGAUGAAUGAGGAGGAGAACGAGAAUGGUAAGCCAGCAGCAGAGACAUAUGAGAAUACAGAGCUUUACUCCAACGUCAAGGCUAUUAUGGGUGGUGAGUGACACAGCAAUUUUCACUAGAAACAUGGGGGAUAGCAUGCAGUAUUAUAUAGCCAUGUGUUCCUUUAUCAUUUUCUGAAUCCAGAUUGAAUGUUUUAUGUUGAUAGUGGGACUUUUGCUCAACUGAAACUACUGUAGUUUUGGUGUUGUUUCCUCAUGUGCUGAAUCAAGUUUGAAUGUUUUAUGAUAAUACAGAUAUGUUGUUUAAUAACUGAAACUACUGUAAUUAAUAGUUUUGGUAAAUUAUUUAUUUUACAGCCCUGUGUCAGAUGGUACUGUAUGUAUCUAUCUGGUGGUUGUACAUUUACAAUAAGAAUAUCUUCUAGUUGUACAUAGAAGCAAGUUUUGGUCAAGUUUUUUAUGAAGUUUUUCAAGGAAGAGUCAAUUUACUUUUGUAAUGACAGUGUUUUGUCACCAAGGGGAAGGACUGACACAUACGUGUUUGGGAAAAGUAGAGGUCAAGACAUUUCUUUUUUCUUCUCCUCUUUCCUUUCAUUUUUGCAUUUUGAUUUGACAAGUGGGUGGGGAUAUUAGGUAGUAUGUGUGGAUGUUAUCAAUAUAUUUCUGUAAAUAGAAUACUGAUACACUGUUGGAGAGCUCAAAUUAAGGAAUCAAGAAAAAAAGUAAAUUAUGCUUUUAAAAGUUUUUUUGCUACAGAUUGGUUGUUUAGCAACAAAACAGAUGCGAGCACAACUAUGUGGUAAAACAGAUGUGUUGGCUUAGAUUGUAGACUACAUGUCACAUAUUUCAUCUCCAUAUAAAUACAUUUGCACAAUGAGCACUUAUUGUCUCUCAAAUACAUUGUUACAGUUGUUUGGUUAGCUAGGUAGCAUUUUUUUGUGUGCCAUAUUAGCAAAUAACACCCCCAGAAAUAUAACAUUUCAAGAACAACAUAAAACUAGCUGAAACAAGCCACCUACUAUUCGCCAGAUGGCAGCUUUGUGUCAUUGUUGCUAGAUAUCUGGCCAUCCAGAAUCACCACAACAUGUGGUCUUCUGCCACAUUGAAGCAUGCCUAUCGUUUUCAUGACAUUUUCAGCUAACCCAUUUAUGAGAAUAUUUUUCUAUUUAUAAGUGUGCAUUAUUGCAGUAUUGUUUUAUAUUGA
Oncorhynchus gorbuscha (pink salmon) is the source of this 1957-nucleotide messenger RNA. RefSeq lists its product as uncharacterized. Bases 154 to 855 code for a protein of 233 amino acids. The transcript is spliced from 4 exons. The record is from RefSeq and is a predicted model, not a curated record. NCBI's taxonomy places the organism in Eukaryota, Metazoa, Chordata, Actinopteri, Salmoniformes, Salmonidae.